Cornus florida is the source of this 1380-nucleotide messenger RNA. RefSeq names its product putative MO25-like protein At5g47540. The record is from RefSeq and is a predicted model, not a curated record. Gene Ontology annotation, molecular function: protein serine/threonine kinase activator activity. The transcript is spliced from 11 exons. NCBI's taxonomy places the organism in Eukaryota, Viridiplantae, Streptophyta, Magnoliopsida, Cornales, Cornaceae. Bases 229 to 1248 code for a protein of 339 amino acids. Gene Ontology annotation, biological process: intracellular signal transduction.
UCCACACUCUAUCGAAUCCCUUGUUUCUUUAUUUGAGAAAAUCCCAAAAAUGGGGAAAAACCCUAGAGAGAGGGAGAUACGGUUUCUGUAGAUUGAGAUUCGAUAGGAUCUAAUUUGAGAGAGAGAGAGGAGCGAUAGGACUCUGUGUAUCACAAGCGGAACCCUAGCUCUGGAACGCAGAGUUUCGCCGGUUGCGGUUCAGAGGCUCUCGUCCCCCGAAGAGAAGAGAUGAAGGGUCUGUUCAAGUCCAAGCCGAAGACGCCGGCUGACCUCGUCCGUCAAACUCGCGAUAUCCUAAUCUAUGUUGAUCGCAAUUUGAACACUCGCGAAACCAAGCGCGAAGAGAAGAUGGCGGAGUUAAAUAAGCUUAUCAGGGAGUUAAAGCAAAUUCUUUAUGGGAAUAGUGAAACUGAGCCAGUCUCCGAUGCUUGUGCGAAGUUGACCCAGGAGUUCUUUAAAGAGAACACGCUACGUCUAUUAAUUAUUUGUCUUCCAAAACUGAACUUGGAGGCCCGUAAAGAUGCCACUCAAGUUGUUGCAAAUUUGCAAAGGCAACAAGUCCAGUCACGGCUGAUUGCUUGUGAUUACUUGGAAGCAAACAAAGAUCUAAUGGAUAUUUUGGUAUCGGGUUAUGAGACGGACAUGGCUUUACAUUAUAGUGCAAUGCUGAGGGAAUGCAUACGCCAUCAGAGUGUUGCACGUUAUGUUCUGGAAUCAGAUCAUAUGAAGAAGUUUUUUGAUUAUAUACAACUUCCUAAUUUUGACAUUGCUGCAGAUGCUGCCGCGACUUUCAAGGAACUUUUGACGAGACAUAAAUCAACUGUUGCCGAAUUUCUUUCUAAAAACUAUGAUUGGUUUUUUGCAGAGUAUAAUUCAAAGCUGCUUGAAUCUACCAAUUACAUUACCAGGCGACAAGCUGUCAAGUUGUUGGGAGAUAUUUUACUCGAUCGGUCAAAUUCUGCUGUGAUGACCCGAUAUGUGUGCUCGAGGGAUAACUUGAGGAUUCUUAUGAAUCUCCUCAGAGAGUCGAGCAAGAGCAUUCAGGUAGAAGCAUUUCAUGUUUUUAAGUUAUUUGCUGCUAAUCAAAAUAAGCCCCCGGAUAUUGUCGGCAUUCUUGUUGCAAAUAGAAGCAAGCUCCUGCGUUUGUUUGCAGAUUUCAAGUUAGAUAAAGAGGAUGAACAGUUUGAGGCAGACAAAGCCCAAGUAGUUAAAGAAAUUGCUGCCCUUGAACCCAAAGACCUGCCAUGAACAAGCUCAGUUGUACUUGUAACUUUGAUGUUUUUCCUGAUUAGUUUGUGAAUUAAUAGUGUGUUUUCAUGGUGCUUGACACGGUGACCUUUUCUAUCAUUAAUAAAGUGUGUAUAUUUUUAUUCCUUGGUA